AGGAUUCGUAGUCUCCCUUCAAGGAUUCGACGAGGGCUGAGACGGUUUUUUGCUCGCCUGGGCAGGUCACGAGACUCCGAGAGAAAACUGAAGCGGUUUCAGAGCAGCAUGGAGAAGAUCUUUAGCGUUAAUAGCCGGGGAAGUAGGGGACCGGAAUCCUCGGGGUUUAUAAGUGACGAGGAAGAUUUGGAUGAUAAUACCCCACCGGACUAUAGUAACUCGCAGCUCAAAAUCAAACUUACAUCAGUCAAACCAGGAGCCUUGUUGACCGAAACCGACGAACCUGUCGAGAUUGAAAUGGUAGUUCUCAAAUAA
Messenger RNA from Porites evermanni, 315 nucleotides. NCBI's taxonomy places the organism in Eukaryota, Metazoa, Cnidaria, Anthozoa, Scleractinia, Poritidae. The record is from the annotation of a GenBank genome assembly.